AUGAUCGGUUACCAGAGACAGCAUGGAAGGAGAAGCGGCGAUUGUCGCGCUCCUGAGAGCCGCGCGAGCAACGCGUGCAGUCUGGGAGCAGUCUUACCUUCACCUAGACCUUUCUUCCAGCGAGAAAGAGGGGAUCCAGAUAUAAAAGGUCUCUUCGUGGUAGCAAUGGCAUCAGACACCACAUUUCACUUACCCACAAGGCCAACAGUCGUGGUCAUCUGCGGACUCGUCGUCCUGGGCGAGUCGAGCAGGGAGGUCCAGUCUUCGAGGUCGGAGGUGCGACCCAGGUUCCGGGGAACCAAAGACAAGCGAGGGAUCGCGGACUACUCUUCAGGGGGUGGCUACUCUUCGGGAGGAUCUUCCUACUCGCAGCUCCAGUCAGCUCCAGUGAGUUCCGGCUACACCCUGGGAGGUUCUCAUGGAGGGCUGUCCCUGGGGUACUCCGGACUUCAAGGAUUUGGAGGGUUUGGCGGAGGUUCCCUCAACCUGGGGCACGCGUCGUAUUCCGCCCCGGUGUCCGGGGGUGGGUUCGGGUCUGGCUUAGGUCACGGUUUGAGUUUCGGAUCCGGUCUGAGUCAAGGAUACUCUCUGGGAGGUCACGGAGGUGCAUCCACCUACUCCUUGCCGUCCUUCGCGGCGUACAGUGUGAGUGGAGGUCACGGGGGUGGGUACGGAGGUGGAAAUCUCCUGACCCAGGGGACCACCAAAACGGGGCCGGUGACUUUCGGUAUCCAGGGUGGAGGUACCAGCGUUGGUCACGGGGUGCAAGGUCUAUCAGCCUAUGGUGGCGGAGGAUCCGGAGGGUAUAGCGUCCCGGUGGUAUUGGGCUCAUCCCAUGGGUCUUCCUAUGCAGCUCCAGCUGGAGUUUCCGGGUCCCAUGGCUCGGCAUUGAGCUCCCUGUCCUCUGGCUCCUACAGCAUCCCUGUGUCUUCGAGCUCGUCCCAUCCCGGGAGUCUGGUGAUCUCCGCUCAUCAGGGUGGGUCCUCUUCCGGCUACAGCAUCCCGGUCUCCAGCGGAUCCUCUCAUGGGGCGGGAAUUUCUUCAGGAUCGCACGGCUCCUCCGCCUACUCCAUCCCAGCCUCUUCAGGAGUUUCCUACAGCUCUCCGACAUCCCACGUGGGUCUGUCCAGCGGGUCCGCGGACAGCAGCAGCUACCAUCUCCCUAUCUCUUCGGCUUCCUACCCGGCAUCCGACUCCAGUUCGUACCCCUCGUACGCGGCUUCUUCGGAGGGCAACUCGUACUCCUCUUCUGGGAGCUCCGGCUACUCAAGCCCCAGCUCCAGCUACUCCAGCCCCUCUGUGACCUACUCGGCUCCCAACUCUGGCUACUCUGGUCAUAGUUCUAACUAUGCCAGCUCCGGUUCCAGUUAUUCCAGUCCCAGCGUCAGCUAUUCCAGCCCCACCGCCAGCCAUUCUAGCCCUAGUGCCAGCUACUCCAGCCCUAGCUCUUCCAGCUACUCUUCGGCGUACUCCAGCCCCUCCACGUCCUACGGAACCCCUGCGGACUCCCAUGGUUCCUAUUCCGCUAUCAGCCCCAGGUACCUCGGCUACUCUGGGAAGAGUUUUGACUCCAGCGAUUCCGAUGGAUCCAAUUACGACACCAUCUCCUACUCCAGCCCCAAUGGAAAGUAUUAA
Messenger RNA from Orussus abietinus, 1635 nucleotides. RefSeq names its product keratin, type I cytoskeletal 9-like. The record is from RefSeq and is a predicted model, not a curated record. The coding region runs from base 1 to 1635 and encodes 544 amino acids. The transcript has 3 exons. Lineage: Eukaryota; Metazoa; Arthropoda; Insecta; Hymenoptera; Orussidae.